AUGUCUCUCGUAACACUCUCACACGUAUCUUCGCAUCUCCAAAAUGCUUCGAAGGCCCGACUUGGGCUUACCUCGGUCCCCUCUUCGAACAUGAUUCUCACACUCAUGCUCGGUCUCCAAACUUCUGGAUUCCUAUCCUCCGUCACCCGCGGCGGCCUCACCCCUCCUCCUAUGGACGAAUUAUCGACAUAUGUUCCCGAACCUGUUACACAGCGAAAUAUCUCGACAAGGAGGUUGUGGUUGGGAUUGAAGUACUGGAACAAUGAGCCGGUGUUGAGUAAAAUGUCGAUGCUCAGUAAACCUACAAGAAGAGUUUGGAUGGACGUAGAGACUCUUUCGGAAAUUGUUAGGGGAAGAGAUGCGAACUUUGUGGAGGGUUUGAGGAUACCGGGAGAGUGUAUCUAUAUCAGUACAUCGAGUGGAAUCAUGGAGGCAAGAGAAUGUGUAGAAAGGAGAGUAGGUGGUAUGCUUUUAUGCAGGGUUUUAUAG
Molecule: messenger RNA, 489 nt
Organism: Sclerotinia borealis F-4128
Lineage: Eukaryota; Fungi; Ascomycota; Leotiomycetes; Helotiales; Sclerotiniaceae
Source: the annotation of a GenBank genome assembly